CGCGUCCAUGCUUGGUUAACUGUCGUGAGGACUGCAUUGGACAAGGACAGGAAAAUCCAUAGACCUGAUCCGCCCAUCAGAACGGAGGAGGGGAUCUCUUGGAAGUCGCCUCCUCCCGAGUGGGUUACUCUCAACUCUGACGGCUCAGUCUUACAAGAGUCAGGCCUUGCUACUGCAGGAGGCUUGAUCAGAGAUCAUCUUGGACGCUGCCUGGUAGCGUUCUCUUUGAACCUGGGUGCUUGUUCGAUCACCCAGGCAGAGUUGAAAGGCGCUGUGGUAGGACUUCAACUAGCUUGGGACAUGGGAUACAUACAUGUUUUCAUGGAGCACGAUUCGAGAUGUGUUGUCCAGCUCAUCCGGGGCAUGGAAAACCCUAAUCAUUAG
Messenger RNA from Linum tenue, 384 nucleotides. The record is from the annotation of a GenBank genome assembly. NCBI's taxonomy places the organism in Eukaryota, Viridiplantae, Streptophyta, Magnoliopsida, Malpighiales, Linaceae.